UGCGUGCACUGACAUGACAGGGCAUCACGUGACGUCAUUCUGUAUGAAUCAGAAACAUGGCUGCUGCCAUGGAGCUGAGAUGUUGGGGAGGAGACUGGGGUUUACCUUCUGUCCACACCGACUCCCUCAUAGUUCUGGCAUAUGCCAAAUUUUGUGGAGCGAACGUCACAGUUUCUCCGAUUGACUGGACAUGGAAAACAAUAACAGCGAGCGUCCCGGAGCUGUUUUGUGGAGACUCUACAGUUCAGGAACCCACACAGAUUCUUAACUUCAUGAGAAAACAGAGGUUGAAUGCAGAUUAUGAGCUGACAGCCAGACAAGGUGCAGACACCAUGGCGUACAUCGCUCUGCUUGAAGAGAAGCUUCGUCCAGCUCUGUUACACACUUUCUGGGUGGAUGCAGAAAACUAUGCUAACCUGACACGGCCGUGGUUCGCUUCUCGCUCACCAUUCCCACUCAACUUUCUUGUCCCCUGUCGCCAUGCCAACAUCGCCCUCUCCCGCAUCCUCCUUACCAAAGGGGAGGCGCCGUUACACAGAAUCUCUGAAAUGGAGGGAAAGAUCUACAGUGAUGCUAAAGAGUGUCUGAAUCUCCUCUCUUAUCGACUCGGAGCUGCAAAGUACUUUUUUGGCAACUCGCCAACCAGCCUGGAUGCCUUCGUGUUUGGUUUUUUGGCUCCACUGGAAAAAGCUAACCUUCCCAGCAGCCCUCUGCUGAGCCACCUCAGGCAGCUGGAAAACCUCACGGGCUUCUGUGACAACAUCCUCGCGGCCUUCUUCAGCUCGGACCGCCCUUGUCCUCCCCCACCUGUUCAGGAAACAGUGGAUGCAAACCUUCAGAAACUAACACAGCUUGUAAACAAAGAGUCCAACUUGAUAGAAAAGAUGGAUGACAAUCUCCGCAGCAGCAGCCCACAGCACAAACCUUACAGAGCAGAGCCCAAAGCCGGUCUUUCUGGUGCAAAUAGCUCCACUCCUGCCUAGAAAUCAAGCUUUCAGCUUCGAUCCCGACUCAUCCAGAGGUAGAAUCCAACAGAACAUACUGACAGGGAGCAAGAAUAGCUAGUGCAGCGUUGAUUCAAGUGGAAAAUAAUGAUUAACAAAAGCAAGAAUAUAUAAUUCAACAAGAUUAUUUUACUAUAAUGGUGAUAGAUUUAAAAGCUGUUUGCCUGAAAGGGAAGAAAGUGCAUGUGUAACGUAUUUAUAAAAGAAGAGUGCAUGUAUGUGGUGGAGGAGGGAAUGCUGUGAAGUGCAGUUCAAAGGGACGACGGAGGAAAUGAGGAGUCCAGCAGGGAAGUAAGUGGUGCAGAAUUUAACCUACUUGGGAUUUUUUCUUUUAAUCUUUUACUCGUGUUUUUAGAGGAUGACGUGCUUUAAGAGACCGCAGCAGAGCCACACCGGUGUCUGCGUUUUACAGUGAAGGAUCUCAUUUAUGUUUCUCAUCUGCCAUAAAAUCUUUAGUUCUUCACUGUUGUGGAACAGCCUGUAUAGUUGUAAAUAAGGAUGAUUAUAGUCAGAUUCACUUAUUUCCUCCACAUAGAGCUGAUCAGAUGACUAAAAACUCAAGAUUAUGGAGGAGUUUUGCACUUUAUAUUAAGUUAUUCAUGCAUAAUAUUUGGGACUAUUGUGUGUGUGAGAGAAAGACUUGUCCUGUGGACCAUCAGAAACCGACGUGUCUUUUAAAUAGUUCUUUGUUGUUGGAGACUUUUGAUGAGCCUUGAUUUUAUGUGACUUAUUUUUACACAUUUGUUCCACUCUGCUGCGUUAUUUGUGACCAUGCUUAUCUGCCUUUGUCAUUUGUAGUGGGAUUUCUGUAGAGCUAAUAUAUUUUGGUAUCUCAGAGGAAAACUGGAUGUUUUUAAAAUCUACAAUCUAUUUCCAGGGAUGCGUUCCUUGUAGUUCUCUCAUCUCUUAGAAAAUGUGUUAAGUCUGGGUGUGUUACGGUGUGCCUUCAUGACUGCUGGUGACAAAAGGCUAACUGUAUCUUUGAGAGUUUUAUACACGGGUCAUAAAUGUUUGGUCUUUUCCUGCUUUUCCAAACAAAAUAAACCUCUAGUGACAUUUUUCAGUCAUGUGCUUGUAAAAAGUUACAAUUUGUCAUUUCAUCCAUAAUAAAAGUAUAUAUUGAAAUAAA
Nothobranchius furzeri (turquoise killifish) is the source of this 2133-nucleotide messenger RNA. RefSeq names its product metaxin 3 (gene mtx3). Gene Ontology annotation, biological process: mitochondrion organization. Lineage: Eukaryota; Metazoa; Chordata; Actinopteri; Cyprinodontiformes; Nothobranchiidae. Gene Ontology annotation, cellular component: cytoplasm; SAM complex. The record is from RefSeq and is a predicted model, not a curated record.